Messenger RNA from Anthostomella pinea, 540 nucleotides. NCBI's taxonomy places the organism in Eukaryota, Fungi, Ascomycota, Sordariomycetes, Xylariales, Xylariaceae. The record is from the annotation of a GenBank genome assembly.
AUGUCACAGACAAUCGGACUGACGAAACUAGCCUACUCGCGCACCUGGCACCACGUCUCGGCCUCGGCACCACAUCCUACGCUCUCGACACAGCCGGGCAUCACCCCCCCCUCGCUGGGCCGUCUGGCGUCGCGCAUCGCCGUGAUCCUCAUGGGCAAGCACAAGCCGAUCUGGGACCCGUCGACGGACUGCGGCGACUACGUAGUAGUAACAGACUGCGCGGCGCUGCACGUGACGGGCAACAAGAAGUGGCAGAAGACGUACUACCGGCACAACACCAAGCCGGGCUCGCUGCGCAGCGUCACCAUGGACGUGCUGAUGGCCAAGCACGGCGGCGCCGAGGUCCUGCGCAAGGCCGUCAGCGGCAUGCUGCCCAAGAACCGCCUGCGCGACAAGCGCCUCGCCCGCCUCAAGGCCUUCGAGGGCGAGGCCCACCCCUACAGGCAGAAUCUGGUCCGGUUCGGCGGCGUCGAGGUCGGCAAGGCGGGCUGGGAGGAGGCCGUCAAGGCGAUACGGCAGGCGGAUAUGCAGAGGUUAUAA